AUGGAUCCCGUGCCCCAAGCCUCCUUCGAGGGUGUGGUUGGGGACGGGAAAAAGGAACCGGUCUACGUCUACGUGAUGGGCCGUGUGCGAGGGAUCACGCAUCCGGACUUCAUCCUCAAGAACGGCUAUCCAGAGGACUCUCCUGACAACCUGCGCUGGCGGAAGAACCUCAUAGGCGACGUGGCGCGUUUUAUGGCGCUCUCUCGGAAGAGAGUUUAA
This is a messenger RNA of Parathielavia appendiculata, 219 nucleotides long. RefSeq lists its product as uncharacterized. The coding region runs from base 1 to 219 and encodes 72 amino acids. NCBI's taxonomy places the organism in Eukaryota, Fungi, Ascomycota, Sordariomycetes, Sordariales, Chaetomiaceae. The transcript is spliced from 2 exons. The record is from RefSeq and is a predicted model, not a curated record.